AUAUAUAAAAUUCAAGGUGGGGUUGGGUUUUUCUUUGCAUGUUCAGUUUGGUGUGAUUUCCAUCACUCUUGUCGUUGUCUAUUCAACUUUGCGUGAGUUUCAAGGCUUUCAAAUUUUUAUUUCUUUUUAUCGUUUUCUUUAUUGUAAAUUUGUUAAAAGUUUCGAUUUUUUUUUCCACCCUCUAAAUUUAGCGUUUGGUAGAAGAAUGUUCUAUCUUUGGAUCUAAUUUUUCUUUCUGUCUAUAUAAUGGGUCUAUGAUCAUGGUGUGUUUGGAUCAGAAGAGUGGUUACUAGUUAGGGUAUUGGGUUGGUCCUUUUUCUGAAGCUUGAGAUCAGGAAUUGAACUUCAGAGGUCCUUGCAAUGGCAGAGAAUUCUUCUAAUGAUGAUCACCACUCAUCAAAGCAACCUCCCUUGCCGUCUCCCUUGCGUUUCUCCAAAUUCUUUCAGUCCAACAUGAGAAUCUUGAUUACUGGCGGAGCUGGGUUCAUUGGUUCUCACCUAGUCGAUAGAUUGAUGGAAAAUGAAAAAAAUGAGGUCAUUGUUGCUGAUAACUACUUCACUGGAUCAAAGGACAACCUCAAAAAAUGGAUUGGUCAUCCAAGAUUUGAGCUUAUCCGUCAUGAUGUCACUGAAACUUUGAUGAUUGAGGUUGAUCAGAUCUACCAUCUUGCAUGCCCUGCAUCUCCUAUUUUCUACAAAUAUAAUCCUGUGAAGACAAUAAAGACAAAUGUGAUUGGCACACUGAACAUGCUUGGGCUUGCAAAGCGAGUUGGAGCAAGGAUUUUGCUUACAUCAACUUCGGAGGUAUAUGGAGAUCCUCUAGUGCAUCCUCAACCUGAAAGCUAUUGGGGCAAUGUUAACCCUAUCGGAGUUCGUAGCUGCUAUGAUGAGGGAAAGCGUGUGGCUGAGACUUUGAUGUUUGAUUAUCAUAGGCAGCAUGGACUAGAAAUACGCGUCGCGAGAAUCUUUAACACAUAUGGACCACGUAUGAAUAUUGAUGAUGGACGUGUUGUCAGCAACUUCAUUGCUCAAGCACUUCGUGGUGAAUCCUUGACGGUCCAAUCUCCAGGAACACAAACUCGCAGUUUCUGCUACGUCUCUGAUCUGGUUGAUGGCCUUAUCCGUCUAAUGGAAGGAUCGGACACUGGUCCAAUCAACCUUGGAAACCCAGGUGAAUUUACAAUGCUUGAACUUGCUGAGACGGUGAAGGAGCUUGUUAAUCCUAAGGUGGAGAUAAAGAUGGUGGAGAACACUCCUGAUGAUCCACGACAGAGAAAACCGGACAUAACAAAAGCAAAAGAAGUGCUUGGAUGGGAACCAAAGGUCAAGCUAAGGGAAGGCCUUCCUCUUAUGGAAGAGGAUUUCCGUUUGAGGCUUGGGGUUGACAAAAAAAAUUAACAUUUUGUGUAAUUUCAAAAUCGGAAUAUGAUUGCCAACGAGAUAUAAAAAGAGUGGCUCCCAUCAUUUUUUUGUCUCUGUGGCAGAGACAAAUUUGUCUGCUUUAGAAGCAGAAAUCAUAUUCCCUCUCAAAAUAGUAGAUAAUAAGUGGGAUGGAUUAGUUUAUCAGUUUUCAUGUUUUUUUCCUUUUCAUAAUUUUGAUACUGAGGAAGUUGGGUGCCUAUGACUUGGCUUCCAUUAGUAUCAAAGACCAUUUUCUUGUCUGUCUGUCCAAAUUUUGCCGGUGGAAUU
Messenger RNA from Gastrolobium bilobum, 1689 nucleotides. Its product is annotated as UDP-glucuronic acid decarboxylase 5. Lineage: Eukaryota; Viridiplantae; Streptophyta; Magnoliopsida; Fabales; Fabaceae. Gene Ontology annotation, cellular component: cytoplasm. The record is from RefSeq and is a predicted model, not a curated record. Bases 361 to 1398 code for a protein of 345 amino acids. The transcript has 13 exons. Gene Ontology annotation, molecular function: UDP-glucuronate decarboxylase activity; NAD+ binding. Gene Ontology annotation, biological process: D-xylose metabolic process.